Carlito syrichta (Philippine tarsier) is the source of this 1572-nucleotide messenger RNA. RefSeq names its product peroxiredoxin 3 (gene PRDX3). Gene Ontology annotation, molecular function: thioredoxin peroxidase activity. Gene Ontology annotation, cellular component: cytosol; mitochondrion. The coding region runs from base 50 to 811 and encodes 253 amino acids. The transcript has 7 exons. The record is from RefSeq and is a predicted model, not a curated record. Gene Ontology annotation, biological process: hydrogen peroxide catabolic process; cellular response to stress; cell redox homeostasis. NCBI's taxonomy places the organism in Eukaryota, Metazoa, Chordata, Mammalia, Primates, Tarsiidae.
CGCCUCCCUUGCGUCUCCGCGCGCCCCCGGGUUCCCGCGCGCUCUGAAGAUGGCGGCUGCUUUAGGAAGGUUGCUGCGGGCUUCGGUUGCCCAGCAUGUGAGCGCCAUUCCUUGGGGCAUUUCUGCCUCUGUAGCCCUUAGGCCUGUUGCUUCUGGAAGAAAAUGCUUGACAAAUACACUGUGGUCUGGUUCUAGUAAAGCAAAAUUCACCUUUAGCACCAGUUCCUCAUACCAUGCACCUGCUGUCACCCAGCAUGCGCCCUAUUUUAAGGGCACAGCCGUUGUCAACGGAGAGUUCAAAGACCUAAGCCUUGAUGACUUUAAGGGGAAAUAUUUGGUGCUUUUCUUCUACCCUUUGGAUUUCACCUUUGUUUGUCCUACAGAAAUUGUUGCUUUUAGUGACAAAGCCAAUGAAUUUCACGAUGUGAACUGUGAAGUUGUUGCAGUCUCAGUGGACUCCCACUUUAGCCAUCUUGCCUGGAUAAAUACACCAAGAAAGAAUGGUGGCUUGGGCCACAUGAACAUCGCGCUUUUGUCAGAUUUAACUAAACAAAUUUCCCGAGACUACGGCGUGCUGUUAGAACGUCCUGGUCUUGCACUAAGAGGUCUCUUCAUAAUUGACCCCAAUGGAAUCAUCAAGCAUAUGAGUGUCAAUGAUCUCCCUGUGGGCCGAAGUGUGGAAGAGACCCUCCGCUUGGUGAAGGCAUUUCAGUUUGUAGAUACCCAUGGAGAAGUCUGCCCAGCGAACUGGACACCGGAUUCUCCCACAGUAGAUCAAGCCAAAUCCAACGGCUUCCAAAGAGUACUUUGAGAAGGUAAAUCAGUAGAUACUCCAUGUGUACCUGCAACUUCUCACCCCAGAGAAGAAUCACUGCUGAAACCUGCUUUUAGCAUUUUGGAUGAUUAAUUGUAGAAGGCAAGGAACUAGUUAUACUUGUAUUCAUAACUAUCACUCUAAAUGUCUUAUUUUUGUGAAACCACAUUUAGUUUUCUGAAUGUGGUUAGUUGCUAGUAUAAGCAGUCCUUUAUUGGUAACAUCUCGAUGGCUAGCUAGCCAGUUUCUAUGGAAUGCUAGUUCACCUAUUUUUUUUUAGAUCAUGUCUAACAUUUCUUUCUUAGCCUUACUUGUCUACACCAGAGUAGUGCAGCAAGCAUUGAAAGCUUCUGAUCAAGGGUCUGGAAAUUUUCUUCUUGAAUGUCUUUGUGUUAAACUGAAUUUUAUUUUAGAAAGGCAACAAAUAUCACAAUUUUAAGUUUUAGCAUCAGCAAUCUGAUUUAACUUUUGCAUUGGAUGUUUAUGUGAUUGAAACACAUGUGAAUCAUGUUAUUAAGAAAAUAUGGUGGCAGUGACUUAAAUCAUGCAUGAUACCAAUCCCUGAGACUUAUAGUUUACAUAAUUACUUAUUUUAUUCAUCAGCUAACUUAGUGUCUAUAGAUAUUUAUAGAUGAGUAUAAUUGACUAUAAAUGAUAUUUAUUGAAUCUAGGGAUUGCAUUUUGAAAUUAUCACAAUUAUUUUCUUUGUUGAAAUGUUUAAUAUAAAAUAUAUAAUAAAAAUGAACAUUUUAAAAAUA